Messenger RNA from Adineta ricciae, 5067 nucleotides. The record is from the annotation of a GenBank genome assembly. Lineage: Eukaryota; Metazoa; Rotifera; Eurotatoria; Adinetida; Adinetidae.
AUGUAUCGAAAAGCAAAUAUGAACGGACAAACGAAAAUGAUCAUCAUUACGUCGGAUGAAGAUUUAAUUCGGCAAUUAGCACUGAACAAACGGCCAGACACGCGUAUUGUAGAUCUAGAUCGUCCAAACCAGCAUCUCGGAGCGAAUCCAAAUGAGAACGAUAUGAUAGAUUUGGCUGUUCUAGCAGAACUUUCCACACACGAUUCCAAGAGUGAUCAAGUGUACAAACGAGCCCUGGAUUCUUCACAUGAAAGUCGUUCAAAGCAGGCGAGACCUUCGCGAAAAUCAGCAGAUUUAAUAUGUGCGAUUUGCGGCGAUCGGGCGGUUGGAUUUAAUUACGAUGCUCUGUCAUGCGCAUCAUGCAAAGCUUUCUUUCGUCGGAAUGCUAAUCAAUCUCGAGAUAAAUUACGUUGUUACACGAAUCAAGGUCGAUGUUCAGUGUCUCAUGAAACUCAUCGAAAGUGUCCUCGCUGUCGCUUGGAUCGCUGUUUUGAAGCUGGAAUGCGGAAGGAUUUUAUAUUGAGCGAAGAAGAAAAACAACGACGUAAGAAACGUUUGGAAGAAAAUCGAAAUGCGACAGAAAAACAAAAUUCGUCGCCACCAUCUCUCCCAGCAAAUGAGGAACCGCUCGAUGAUAUCGAUCGUUUAUUGUUGAAUUUAAGCGAACCAAAUAGUGCAGAUUCGAUUGGAAUAGAAAGUCUUUUAUUUGAUACCUUAUCGAUUGAAGACUGGCUCGCCAUCGAAAGUAUCCGAUCAUCAUUCAUAGAGACGUUUAAAAAUGUACAACAGCCGUUUUGCGCCGGCGACGUAUUUGAUCGUGAUUCGGCACUUGUUGCAUGGUCACAUAAGACUAGUCAGAUGUCUCUACAUUUUAUCGAAUUCUUCCGUCACAUCGAGGAAUUCGAAAAUCUCUCCUACCCCGACGAUCGAUUUCUCUUGAUCAAAUUCAAUAUUCUCUCAGCUUUCUCCGUAUAUAAAUGUCAUAUACACGGAACAGAAGCUCUCAGUUGCACCCCCGAACAAGAAGAGAAGCAUCGACUAUUUUUCGAAUUAUGUGGCGAUACAGGUGGUAUAAUGAAGGGGUUUAUCGAGAUAAAACUUAUACUUGUUCAAUUAACGAAUCAAGAUCCAGCCGUCCUGGCACUUAUUAUGGCCAUUAUACUUUUCACAGAUCAUCUAGCUAUGGACGAAAAACAACCCUCGCUAAAUGAUCCAAUAGCUGUUGGUCGUGCACAAAUCCAUUAUACAAAACUUCUUUGGAAUUAUGUCGCGAAUAAGCAAGGCGAAGCAAAAGCGCAUAAAUUUUUUAUUGACUUGUUAGCCAUUAUGUUUCGUAUUCAAGUUUUGCAAAUGGCUUGGCGAUUAAUUUGUGAUCGUGGACGGCAACUUUGGAGAUAUUUCCAAGACGAACCAGCAGUUUCAAUUGACUACGACGAAGAGAAUCCGAAUUCAUCGGAUAAAAUCUAUCAUCAAUAUGAUAAAUUACGAAUUCCAACAUUUCAAGAAGAACUUUCGGCAUCGGUCGUCAAAAGUAUUCUAAGUGCUGUUAACUAUUAUUCUGCAUUACAAGCCGAAGACGGACAUUGGCCUGGCGAUUACGGUGGUCCGAUGUUUUUAUUACCCGGUGCUGUUAUUACAUCGUAUGUAACUAACUUUCAAUUUACUGAAGAACAAAAAUAUCAGUUAAUUCGAUACCUUUUCAACCAUCAGUUACCGAACGGUGGUUGGGGAACGCAUAUUGAAAAUAGAUCAACUAUGUUUGGUACAGUUUUAAAUUAUAUAUCGUUAAGAUUAUUAGGUGUUCCAUUUACUAACGAACGAUUACAGAAAGCACAUCAUUUUAUUCAAUCGGAAGGAGGUGCAAUGUAUGCACCGAGCUGGGCAAAGUUUUGGUUAUGUGUUCUCGGUGUAAUGCCAUGGGAAGGUGUAAACUCUCUGUUUCCUGAAUUGUGGUUAUUGCCUGAAUGGCUACCCAUUCAUCCAUCUCGAUACUGGUGUCAUUGUCGAAUGGUUUAUGUACCAAUGAGUUAUGUUUAUGCUGAAAAAAUCGUUGGAGAAAUCACUCCGUUAGUGAGAGAAUUACGAAAAGAAUUGUAUGUGGAAAAAUACGAAAGUAUCGACUUUACCAAGCACCGAAAUUCGAUUAGUGCAUUGGAUUUGUAUUAUCCUCAAACAGCGUUGUUAAAAGUCUUAAAUUUUUGUACGAAUACAUAUGAAACCGUGCAUAUUCGUCAAUUACGCGACAAAGCACGCGAAUUUCUUAUCAAUUACAUUGAAGCCGAAGAUGAACACACAAAUUAUGUCAAUAUCGGUCCAGUUAACAAAUUUAUCAAUAUGCUAUCCAUCUGGUACGCAAAAGGACGAGAUAGUAAACAGUUUCAUCAGCAUUUGACUCGUGUUGACGACUAUUUGUGGUUAAGUGAAGAUGGAAUGAAAAUUCAAGGCUACAACGGCUCACAAUUAUGGGACACUGCCUUUUCUAUCCAAGCUAUCUUAGAAACGGGCUUAGGUCAUUUAUAUAAUAAAUGUCUCAGUUCCGCUUAUUACUAUUUGGACAUUAGUCAAGUUUUAGAAGAUGUCAAAGAUUAUGUGAAAUUCUAUCGUCAUAUAUCGAAAGGUGGUUGGCCAUUUUCAACUCGUGAUCACGGCUGGCCUAUCACAGAUUGUACAGCUGAAGGUAUUAAAGCGACGUUAUUAUUGCAUGAGCAAAUGUCAAUUAGUCCACAUCGAAUUUCAUCGGAUCGAUUAGAAGAUGCAGUGAAUUUUCUUUUAAGUAUACAAAAUAAAGAUGGUGGAUGGGCAACAUAUGAACUACAACGUUCAACUGCUUGGAUAGAAUUAUUGAAUCCAGCGGAAGUUUUUCAAGGAAUUAUGGUGGAUUAUUCGUACACGGAAUGUACAUCUGCUUGUGUUCAAGCGCUUUGGAAAUUUCGUGCACAAAGUUAUUUCGCCAACCAUCGACGAAAAGAAAUCGAUGACGCUAUUCAACGUGGAAUCGAAUUCAUCAAAGGCAAACAACGACCGGAUGGUAGUUGGUAUGGCAGUUGGGCGGUAUGUUUCACUUAUGGAACAUGGUUUGCUAUCGAAGCUUUAAUUACUGUUGGAGAAUCUCCAAACUCGAAAUUUAUUCAAAGAGCGGUGCAAUUUCUACUUUCAAAGCAGAAUGCCGACGGUGGCUGGGGUGAAUCCUAUUUAAGUUGCGUACACAAAACAUAUGUUCCGCAUAAACAUUCACAGGUAGUGAAUACGGCAUGGGCAGUUCUAUCAUUAAUAUUGGCUAAAGCUGAUAACAGUGCUAUUCGUCGCGGUGUACAAUUUCUUUUGAAGAAACAGUGCGCGAAUGGGGAUUGGAAUCAAGAAGCAAUUAGCGGUGUUUUCAAUGGUAACUGUAUGAUUAGUUAUACGAAUUAUCGAAAUAUUUUUCCAAUUUGGGCAUUGGGUAUUAUUUACUUCGUAUACAAUCAACAAAAGAAUCGAAUACGAACAAAUGUCAGUUCAGAUAAGCAAUAUGAACAUGCGAUUAUCAUGGGUGGAAGUAUUUCUGGUAUGACAACAGCUGCGUAUUUAUCGAAGUACUUCAAACGAAUUACCAUUAUUGAGCCGGAUGAUGUUCUGAAUGAAACUUUGAUGAACUCUACCGCUGAGGAGUUACUGGAUUAUCGUUGUAACUUGAAGAAUUCCAAUACAUUAGGUCGAUCGGGUACGAGUCAAAGUUAUCAGAUUCAUGUUCUACAAGGGGAAGGUGGAAAGAUUCUGUUUGAUUUAUUUCCGAACUUGAAAAAUCGAUUAAUUAACGAACAUGGUGCUAAAGUUGUUUCAUUGAAGGAAAACUUUCGUUUCGUUAUCGGUGAUGUUUUGUUAAACAAGAACUUAACUGAGGAUCUUUCAUGGUUUUGUAUCGAUCGUUUUACAUUAGAAACGAUUAUACGACGUGAAUUAUGUUCAUCAUUCAAUCAACAAACAAUUCAAUGGGUGUGCAAUACUCGGGUCAGCCGAUUGAUCGUUGACCGAUCAACAAAUGCUGUUCAAGGUGUUCGAUACCGUUCAAAGACGACUUCAGAUGAACAAGAAAAUGUGCUAUACGGUGAUUUCAUCGUUGAUUGUACAGGACGAUUUAGUUCAUCAAUCAAAUGGUUGAAACAAGAUUUUGAUUUAACCAUUCCGACUGAACAAUUACAUGUUGGAACAGGUUACGUUUCAUUCGUUGGUGAACGAUUCAAAACAGGAAAUUCAACAUUAGAUUCCAUUCACGUCGGUGGCAAUGCCGCACAUGCUCCACAUCAUAAUAAAGGUUUUCUAACGACGCCCAUUCGUCAGUUGAACACGUCGGAUCGGAACUCAUUAGGUUUAUUAUCAAAUUUUGCUGUCUACUGCAUCAACAAUGAAUAUCCUCCGAAUGAUACCUAUGAAAGUCUCUUAGAAUGGGUCAAAGAACAUCUGCCGAAUGAUUACUAUCUGAUGCUAAAAUCGACUAAACUAAUCGGCCCAUUACUUCCUUAUCGGCGUGCGUUCGAUGAUCGAAAAUACGUCGAGUCCGUUGGUCGACGAUGGCCUCGAAACUACGUUCUUGUCGGCGAUGCUAUGUGUGUUUUCAAUCCAAAAAAUGGACAAGGUAUGACACAUGCAUGUCGGCAAGCACGACAAUUGAACGAAAUCUUCAGCCGAAAGUAUUCAUUAGAAGAAAUUCCUUAUGUCUACAACCGACAAGCUUCAUCAAUUAGCGAGGAGUGUUGGCUCGGUUCAAUUACCAACGAUUGGGCAGUGCCAAGUUUAAAAUUAGUCAAAACAGAUAAAAACGGUCAGACAAAAACAUACCAACGAACUGAUGACCCGACGUUGAACUGUCUACCGCCGCAGAUACCUUUAUUCAUGCAAUUUUUGCAAUGGUAUACUUAUUGGUUAAUUAAAUGCGCAGCCUACUCCGGAGAAUUAACAACUGCAUUUAUUCACGUUGUUUUCCAAGAGAAAACUCCGUAUUCGUUAUUGAAACCGAGAUUUUUCUUUCGAAUUCUGUUCGCCUCGAUUUUAGAUUCUUUCAACUUAACCAAACAAUUUUUAACGUCGUAG